Paramecium pentaurelia is the source of this 1237-nucleotide messenger RNA. Lineage: Eukaryota; Ciliophora; Oligohymenophorea; Peniculida; Parameciidae. The record is from the annotation of a GenBank genome assembly.
AUGAUCUCUUACGUCGUUGGAUUGGUAUAAUAUUAUAAUUAAAGUCCUUAUUACCCGGCAAUUAUAAUAAAAAAUAAUGAGUUGUAGAUUAGAGCGAUGAAUGAUGAAAAUAAAUUCGAAGUGAUAUCCUGCAGGUUAGAUUUACCAGAUUUAGCUAUAUAGUGGUGUUAUAAUUAGUUAAAAAAUAAUUAUUUUUUAGGUUUAAUGAUUUCAUUAAUGGGUUUAAAGUGUUUAGAAAGUAAUCUAGAAUUAUUGUAGUUGGAUAAGAAUAAGAUGAAUUGAGAUGUUUUUAGGAGUAUAUAAAAAAUAUAAUUCCCUUUACUAACAAUUGGUAAGAUAUAUAUGAUUUUAUUGCUGAAUAACCAACAUUCUUUGAGAUAAAUGUAUAAAGUGUAUUUUGAUUAUGAUUAGAGUAUUCUUGUGAAGGAUAGAAUUACGAAAUAAAAAUAAUUAUUGAAGAGAAUUUAUGAGAAAAUAUAGGUGCCUGGUGAUGAAUUUAAGAUUUAAGUCUUUCUCAAAAAGAAUCCUCAUCCUAAUAUACUUUAAUAUAAUUCUCAUUAUGUUGAAGAUAGGAAAUAAUUUAUUUCUUUGGAUUAUUAUAAAUAAGGAACUUUGAAAAAUAUUUUUAAUAAAUUUAGGAAUCAUAUCCCAUUGAACAUAGUAAGGAAAAUUAUGGAAUAAUUAUUAAAUGGUAAAAUAUUUUUAUAUACACUUCAGGUUUGGAUCAUCUUCAUUCUAAUGGAAUUAUGCAUAGAGAUAUCUAACCAGAAAAUAUUAUAGUUACUAAUUUUGAUGAGAUUUAAAUUAAGAUUGCUAAUUUUACUCUUUCUGUUUUUGGUGAAUAGUUUACUAGAUUUUGUGGAAAAAAAUGUUAUGCGGCACCUGAAGUUGUUAAUCAUUUUAUUCAUACAAAUAAGUGUGAUAUUUAUAGUGCAGGAGUAGUAUUUUAUGAAUUGUUGAAUUGUAAACAGAUUUAGAGACAUUUUGAUCCUUAAAUUGCUUGCAUUGAAUUAAAAAAAUAAGGAUUAAAUGACUAAGCAGUAGAUUUAGUCACAUAAAUGUUAGACAUUGAUCCAAUCAGGAGAUUAAAUAUAGAUGAUUGCUUAAGUCACAAAUUUUUUACUGAUGAAGAAUCCUAAGUCUCAAAUUAGUAAUAUAUAUAAUUAUGAUUUAGUAAGUAUCUAUUAAAUAAGAAUUAAGUGAACCCCAAGCUAUCUUAAAUUAAUAAUUGUUGAUU